This is a messenger RNA of Onthophagus taurus, 4103 nucleotides long. RefSeq names its product CUB and Sushi multiple domains furrowed (gene fw). NCBI's taxonomy places the organism in Eukaryota, Metazoa, Arthropoda, Insecta, Coleoptera, Scarabaeidae. The record is from RefSeq and is a predicted model, not a curated record.
CAUUCCGCCACAAUCCGUGGUCGCGUACAAUCGUUCCUCCGGCUCGUUCUCGUUGCGCGUCGUUUUUGAGUGUUUUCCAGGAGGAAGAUACCAAAACGGUCGGUUUUGAUGUUAUGGCACGCGAAAUACCAGCAGGUGAAUGAGGUUGAUGUGUGCGUGUGUUCCGGUAGAGUUUCAAUUUAGAAAGUGAGUAGAUACAUUUGAAGACAAUUUUAUUUGGUGUGUUAUUCGAAAAACGAAAUAUGUGGUCGGCGAAGUGUUGCGAUUUUUGCGGGUUAUACCGUGGAGUUUUCGCAAUUUUGAUAUCUUUUGUGAUGGUGGUUGGGUUUAAUUUGGAUGUGGUUCAAGGAGAUGACAUCGUUUGUGGUCAUCCGGCUGUUCCACGAAAUGCCAAGGUGACACUGAGUUCAAACUCUUUAAUAUCUGGGACUACAGCAAAGUACGUUUGUGACGAUGGCUACGAAACCUUUGGAAAUACGUUAUUGACGUGUGGAGCAACGGGUCGCUGGGACGGUGAAUUACCAUUUUGCGGUACGAACAUUGCGUAUAGAAAACCUGCAAAUCAAUCGACAACAGUUCGAGGUGGAAACCCACAAAAUGCUAACGAUGGCGAGAAAAACACCGAACAUGAUGGUAAAAGGUGUACGGAAACGCAAAAAGAAGUUAGUCCGUUCUGGCAGGUGGAUCUUUUAAGACCUUACGCUAUCAAAGUCGUUCGAAUUACGACGAGGGGUUGUUGUGGUCACCAACCGUUACAAGAUUUAGAGAUCAGGGUCGGAAAUAGUAGCAGCGACUUACAAAGGAAUCCGCUGUGUGCUUGGUUUCCGGGAACAAUAGACGAAGGAAUCACGAAAACCUUCACCUGCGCCAGAGUUCUUAUCGGACAACACGUUUUUCUGCAAUUAGUUGGUGUUGAAGGUUCAUUAUCUGUUUGUGAAGUGGAAGUAUUUACAACUGAUGAAUUUUCGAUUGAUCGGUGCGCACCAAGAUUAGCGCCGGAAGAUGCUCAACUCGCCGCGUUCGAUCACACGUGUUACGAGUUUGGCGUAGGUCGUGGUGGUUCUUUUGACGAGGCCAGGUCGUACUGUCGUGGACACGGAGGGGAUUUGGUCCACGGAAUGACUCAAGCAGCGACCACGUUUUUAUACGCGGAACUCGAACGAAGAAAACCGAGCCUAAAGACGCAACUGGUAUGGAUCGGAGCGCUAAAAGAUCCAGGUCUCGUUGCGAAAACAUGGAAAUGGGUCAAUGGUGACCCUGUAUUAAGACCUUCGUGGGGAAAAAAUCAACCCAACAACUAUAACGGGGAACAGAAUUGUGUGGUUUUAGACGGAGGAAGCAGUUGGUUAUGGAACGACGUGGGUUGUAAUCUAGAUUAUUUACAUUGGAUAUGCCAACAUAAACCGCCGUCAUGUGGUAGUCCGGAUAAAUUGCUUAAUACCACAAUAAUAGGAACUAAUAACAGCAUAGGAGCAAACAUUAGUUAUCAGUGUCCAUUGGGGCAUAUGUUAGAGGGAUCCGGAAAUAGAACUUGUGGGCGAGAUGGAUUUUGGACUGGAAUGGCUCCAAGUUGUAAAUAUAUUGAUUGUGGAUCACUACCACUAUUAGAACACGGCACAGUUGAAUUAAAGGAUAAAAGAACAUCGCACGGCGCGGUAGCAAUUUAUUCUUGUCAUGAAAACUACACUUUAUUUGGAAAGGAAGAAAGAACCUGUGGUGACGGAGGUUUAUGGACGGAGUCCGCGGCGAAAUGUUUAUUCGAUUGGUGUCCAAAUCCGCCUUCAAGUCAAGGAGGUCUCGUUACUACAACGGGAAAUAGAGCUGGGGAUACAGCUACCUAUACUUGUCAACCGGGUUAUAUCCUUUUUGGUCAAUCAAUUUUAUCAUGUCGACUUGGCGGGGAAUGGUCGGGAAAAGCACCUUCUUGUAAAUUCGUCGAUUGCGGGGCACCUCCAAAUAUCGACCAUGGAAGAUACAAAUUACAAAACGAUACAACUACUGUUGGAAGUUAUAUUGAGUAUACUUGUGAUGAAGAUUACUGGUUGGAUGGCGAACGUGUACAACAUUGUACUAGAGAAGGAAAAUGGUCUGCGGAUGCACCAUCUUGCGAAUUAAUUGUUUGUGAUGAACCAGGAGUUGCGGAAGGAAGUUAUGUAGUUGGAUAUGAUUUUAACGUACACUCAAUGAUUGAAUAUCAUUGCGAAGAAGGUUUCUUAUUAAGAGGAGAAGCUGUAAGAACAUGCACAAGGGAAGGGGAAUGGUCUAAAUCUGCACCAACUUGCGAAUAUAUUGAUUGUGGAAAAGUAGCUGCUUUACCAAACGGAAAAAUAACAUACGUUAACGAUACAACAUAUUUAGACAGUAUAAUUCAUUACUCAUGCGCAAACUACUACAGACUUAGUGGCGUCCCAAGAAGAACUUGCUUAGAAACUAAACAAUGGAGUGAUAAUGCACCGAAAUGCGAAGAAAUAAGAUGUAGUGAACCGAGUAUACCAGAACACAGCAUUCUUUCGGUGACCGGCAACGAUAGGAUGUACGGUCGAACAUUAAUUAGAACAUCCGAAUCUUCAAAUGAAGGGGCGAGGUCUUAUAAAAUCGGUGCAAUAUCUAAGUAUAGAUGUGAACGUGGAUAUAAAGUUAUUGGGGAACCUCUUAGAACUUGUGAAGAUACUGGUAAUUGGAGUGGUGAUGUUCCUCAAUGUGUUUAUGUUAAUUGCGGUGUUCCUGAUAACUUAAUAAACGGAAAAGUAACAUUAGCAUCAAACGCAUCUUAUUACGGAGCUUUGGCACUUUAUGAGUGCGACUCAAACUUUGAAAGAGACGGAAUUUCGAGAAGAUUAUGUUUAGAAAAUGGAACGUGGAGCGGAGAAGCACCAGUUUGUAAAGAAAUUCAAUGUAAAAAUCCCGAUUCAUUGGAAGGAGUUACAUUCCACGUGAGUACAUUUAGUGUGGGCGGAAUUGUGCAUUACAUGUGUCCAAGAGGACACGUAAUGCAAGGAAAUUCAACUAGGAUUUGUUUAAAGAAUGGAAUUUGGAGUGGAAGGGCCCCUGUUUGUACUCCUGUCAAUUGCAAACAUCCACCGAAAAUUGAGAAUGGAAGAGUUUUGGUAACGAACGGAACUGUUUAUAACAGUGCUAUAGAAUAUCAUUGUGUGCCUCAAUAUAAUCGUAUUGGGCCAUAUUUGAGAAAAUGUAUGGAUACCGGAGAUUGGUCUGGUGAUGAACCUCGCUGUGAAGUUGCUGUUGAAGAACCGCAAGAUUCCAAUAUUGGUACUAAUAUUGGUAUUGGAGCAGGAGUAAUCUUCUUUUUACUAUUAGUAAUUGGAUUAACCUACUAUAAAUUAAGAAAAGCUGUACCUGUUAAAAAUACGGAAAACGUUGAAAGUGCCGAAAGAAAAGAAGAUAGAAACGCGGCAGUGAUGAGUUACGCAACAUUAAGUGAUAGGAAUGGAUAUGCGUCACAAAUAUCAAAGAAUUUAUAUGAAAACGCAGAGACGUUGUACGAUUCUCCGUAUGAUGAGUCUGGACGAGAUAGUGGUACUUAUGAACCAGAACCUGUAGGAAGAAAUGGUAACAUGGUAACAAUAAACGGAGUCGCUGUUAGGUAGAAAACCUAAAAAUGUGUAGAAAAUGAAAUAAUUACGAUUUAAAAGGAAUAAGUGGGAUUAGAACUGAGAUUUAACAACUCUAAUAACUAAUAAGUGAAGAACAAAGUCCUAAACAUAUGUAACUUAUGAUUAGUAAUACAAUCGUUUGUGAUCCCUACAACUAAACUGUCAUCUAAAAACAUUAAUAUUAUCGUAGAUGAUUCAAUAUUUCUAUGUAGACAGGUAAAACUUAAGAUUACCACACCACAAAGAAUUUUUUUAAGAACUCGUAUGAAUAGAAAAUGUAUAUUUUGUAACAUGUAAAUUAUUUGUACUAUAUGUCUAUAGUUAUUUGCACACAGUAUGUGAUUUAAAACUUGUUUUCUACAUUUAAAAGUUUGCGUUAAACGUUUAAAACCUGUUUUAAAUGGUGUGAUGUAUUGUGUAGUAUAAGUAUGACUGAGAAUUUUUGUAAAAGAUGUAAAGUAAAUAAAGAUUAUUUUUAUUAGGUUUUAA